AUGGAUUUUGGUUUGGAAAAUGAGGUUUUCACUCCAAAUUUGGCAUUGAAGCAGCUUCAAGUUCGAUCGGAGCAUUUUGAUGAUGAAAUAGUAGUUGAUAAUAACCUUGAUGAGGAAUCUGUGUUAGCUGAGGAUACUACUGCACCAGUUCAGAUUGAAUUGGAUGAUAUUCAAAGUGAGAUUGAUUUUUGGAACUCUACUGUUGUUUGUUAUAUUGUGGGUGCUAAUCCCCCAAUUAAUGUGAUGGAGGGCUAUGUUAGGAGGAUUUGGGGAAGUCUGAAGGUGGAUAAGGUGGUAUUAGUGAAAAAGGGAGUGUAUCAGGAUGUUGAUAUGGAAAAGGAGGUGGUGCAGGUUGUUCCAAUUUGGAUUCAGUUGAAACUGAAUUUUAAAUACUGGAGUGAGAAAGCCAUAUUCAAAAUUGUGAGCCAAUUGGGGAAACCUAUAAAGAGAGAUUAUGCUACAGCUUGCAGGGAUAAAAUACAGUUUGCUAGAGUAAUGGUUGAAGUUCCAAUGGCAGCUUCCUUGCCUGACCAUAUAUUUUUCAUGAAUGAACAUGGAGAGAAGGUUCAGGUGGAAUUGAGGUAUGAAUGGAAACCAACUUUAUGUGCCAAAUGCAAUAUGGUGGGGCAUGUUGAAACAGAUUGUAGGCAGGGUAAAAGUAGGAAAGUGUGGGUUCAGAAACAGAAGCAAGGGGGUGCACAACCUCAACAAGUUGUUCACCCAGCUAUUGAGGUGGAUCAAGAGGGAUUUCAAAGAGCAUUGAGGCCUAUCAGGGUUAGGGUUGAUUCUGUGGAGCCAACACAUGUUGCUAACCCCUUUGAUAUUCUGCAGAAUGAAAGUAUGAAUGAGAGUACUGAUAAUUUGCCAGGAGGAGAAGAUGAAGUGAGAAGGUUCAUCCAGAAGUUUGAUAUUGGGUUGGUUGGGCUCCUUGAACACAAGGUGAAGGGUGCCAAUAUUGGUAAAAUUUAUCAAAGAGUGUUCACAAAUUGGUGUUUCACUGGGAAUGUUAGUUUUCAUAAAGGUAGAAGGAUAGUAGUUGCUUGGAAACCUGGCAGUUUUACUAGACUAGCGUUAUGGAGAGACUUAAAGACUUUGAGCACACAGGAACCUUGGAUCAUGGGUGGGGAUUUCAACUGUGUUAUGACUAGUGAGGAGAGAAUUGGUGCUCCUGUGAGGCAAGCUGAAAUUUCUGGAAUUAAUGAGUGUAUGCAUGAUUGUAGUAUGGAGGAUGUGAAAUGUGUGGGGAAUAUGUUUACCUGGAAUAAUAAACAGCAGGGUAAUGCUAGAGUGUUUUCUAAGUUGGAUAGAGUGUUGGCUAAUCCAGCUUGGCAUGAUGUUUAUACUGAUGCAGAGGUGUGUUUUAUGAGUGAAGGGGAGUUUGAUCACUCUCCUGGUCUUCUCACUUUGUAUCCAAGGGUUGCAGGUGGGAAGAAACUAUUCAGAUAUUACACAAUGUGGAAAACAGCUCCUAAUUUCAAUGCUAUCAUCCAAGAUGUAUGGAGUGAGCAGAUUAAUGGAAGCAAGAUGUAUGUACUAGUUUCUAAAUUGAAGAAGAUUAAGCUUGCCUUGAAGGAGCUUAAUAAGAUUGGAUUCACUGAUAUUCAAGCUGCUGAUAUUAAAGCUCACCAGUUACUGAUGGAAGCUCAGAAAGCUAUGCAUUCUAAUCCUACUGAUCAAACUUUAGCUGACUUAGAGUUAGCUGCAAUCAAGGAGUACAAAAGGCACCAUCAGGUGUACAUGGAUUUCUUAAAACAAAAAGCUAAGAUGGAAUGGAUCAAAGCCGGAGAUGAGAACACUGUAUUAUUUCAUCAGAGUAUCAAGACCAGGAAUGUGCAGAAUCAAGUAUACAGCAUACAUGAUAUGCAUGGGAAUUGGCAAGAUACAACUGAUACAGUUUCUGGUGCUUUCCUAGAGUAUUAUAUGAAGCUGUUGGGCACUAAUCAAGCUGACAGCAAGCCUGUUUUCAAGGAGAUUGUGUUGGUUGGCCCUGUGAUUACAGACCAACAUAGAACAAUUCUUACUGCUGAUUACACUAAAGAAGAAGUGAAGAGUGCCUUGUUUUCCAUUCCAGGCACUAAAGCUCCUGGAUCAGAUGGCUUUGGUUCUUUUUUCUACAAAGAUGAUUGGCAUAUUGUAGGUGAUGAGGUAAUCAAUGAUGUGCUUGAUGUGCUGAAUAAUGGCAAGCUUUUAAAGGAGAUGAAUCACACAGUGUUACCAGAUUUGAUUCUUGAGAAUGAAGGAGGGUUUGUGCAUGGAAGGUACAUUGUCCAUAAUAUCAUGGUAAUUCAGGAUCUGGUUAGAUAUUAUGGAAGGAAAUCAGUUAAGCCAAGUUGUUUGUUGAAAGUAGAUUUGCAAAAGGCUUAUGAUACAGUUGAUUGGUGUUUCCUUCAGGAGAUGUUGGAGAUUCUAGGUUUCCUUGAUAAAUUUGUGAAGUUGGUGAUGACUUGUGUUACAACCCCAAUGUUUUCUCUCAUGAUCAAUCGAAUUCUUCAUAAGUUGACUGAGCUGCCUCAAUUUCAUUACCAUCCCAGGUGUAAAGAUCUUAAACUCACUCAUCUUUGUUUUGCUGAUGACCUCAUCUUGUGUUGUAAAGGGGAUUACCCUUCCAUUUAUUCUCUUCUUCAAGCUUUUGUCCUGUUUUCUAAGUCUUCUGGUCUGAUGGCUAAUAAAAGAAAAUAUGCUGUUUAUUGUCAUGGCAUGGCUGAAUCUGAUGUGACAAGAGUGGUGGAAGCUUCUGGGUUUGUUAGAAGUGUUCUGCCUUUUAAGUACUUAGGAGUACUAAUUUGUUCUAAAAAGAUAUCUGCAGGCCAGUGUGACGUUUUGGUGGAUAAAAUGACAGCAAGGAUUAAAAUGUGGAGCACUAGGAAUCUGUCCUACACUGCUAGAAUGCAGCUGAUUAAUUCUGUACUGUUAAGCUUGCAUAUGUAUUGGGCUCAGGUUUACAUUCUUCCUAGGAGUGUACUUCUUGACAUUAUCAAAAUCUGUAAGGCCUUCUUAUGGAGUGGACAAACCUACAGUACUAAGCCAAGUAACAUAGCUUGGGAAAGAGUUUGCUCCCCUAAGUAG
Messenger RNA from Spinacia oleracea (spinach), 3066 nucleotides. RefSeq lists its product as uncharacterized. The coding region runs from base 1 to 3066 and encodes 1021 amino acids. The transcript is spliced from 7 exons. Lineage: Eukaryota; Viridiplantae; Streptophyta; Magnoliopsida; Caryophyllales; Amaranthaceae. The record is from RefSeq and is a predicted model, not a curated record.